Macroventuria anomochaeta is the source of this 1950-nucleotide messenger RNA. Its product is annotated as PCI-domain-containing protein. The record is from RefSeq and is a predicted model, not a curated record. The transcript has 3 exons. Gene Ontology annotation, biological process: proteasome-mediated ubiquitin-dependent protein catabolic process. NCBI's taxonomy places the organism in Eukaryota, Fungi, Ascomycota, Dothideomycetes, Pleosporales, Didymellaceae. Bases 132 to 1589 code for a protein of 485 amino acids. Gene Ontology annotation, cellular component: proteasome regulatory particle.
CCCACGCCCGCGCCCACGCCCACGCCCACGCCCACGCCACCUUUACCUUGCACCGCUCCCUUUACCUUCCACCGCUCCCUUUGCCUUGCACCACUCCCUCCCUCGCCCAUACACACCGCCGAACAGCCGUCAUGGGUGACCCGCAGUUCGCCCAGUACCCGGACCUGCAGCUGGCGCAGAGUGUCUUCCAGCUCACCAAUCCCGCCGCGUCCAAGUCCGCCAAGCAGUCGUCGCUCAAGACGGUGCAGGAGGCCGUCCACGAGAACAAGAUGGCCCCGCUCUACCGCUAUCUCGCCCACCCAACAGAAGGCGUCCUGAAUGCGUCGGGCGAAGGCUCCGCAGACCAGCCCCCGACCCAGCGCAGACCGUCGGCCAGCAUGGCCAGCAUGCUCGCCACACGGAAUCCCUUGUUGCACGCACCGCUUUCGUGGGACGAGAAGCUGUACGAGAGCCUCAAGGCCGAGAACGAGAAGGAGCUCGAGGCGAUCCAGAAGGAGGAGGACGAGGCGGCGGAGAAGGCAGGCGAGACCGAAGUGCAGGCUGCGCGGGGCAAGCGGGCGGAGCUGUACAACCGCAUAGGAGACAAGGACAAAGCCAUCGCCAGCUACGAGGCCAUGUUCGAGAAGACGGGCAUCCUCGGCACCAAGAUCGACCUUGUCCUCGCCAUAAUACGCGUCGCGCUCUUCUUCGGCGACAAGGUGCUGGCAAAGAAGACGAUCGAGCGAGCGACCGCGCUGGUCGAGAGCGGCGGUGACUGGGACCGCAGGAACCGUCUCAAGGCGUACACCGGGCUGCAUCUGCUCACCGUCCGGUCACACGCGCAAGCCGCUCCCCUCCUCCUCGACAGCCUCUCCACAUUCACCAGCUACGAGCUGUGCAGCUACUCGAACCUCGUCGUCUACGCCAUCCUCGCCGGCUCCUCGUCGCUGAAGCGGGUAGACUUCAAAUCCAAGGUCGUAGACGCACCGGAGAUCAAGGCGAUUGUCGGCAGCGCGGAGGAGAAGCUGUCCGCUAUCACAGGGCAGACGUCAGCAGGACCGGCAGCCGGCGACGAGGAGAUGGCGGAUGCUUCAGGCUCCACAGCGACACCGAUCCCGACUGCUGUCAACCUGACAACGCUCGGCGGCCAGCAGGACAAGGAGGUAGCCGUGGACUUCUCACCGCUGUCCAAGCUCGUCAAGAGCCUGUACGAGGGCAACUACAAGAACUUUUUCACUGCCCUGGCCGAGGUCGAGACCAGCUUCCUCAGCCAGGACCGCUACCUCUUCGAGCACCGCGGCUGGUACGUGCGUGAGAUGAGGCUGCGGGGCUACCAGCAGCUGCUGCAGUCGUACCGCGUCGUCGGUCUCCAGAGCAUGGCGAACGACUUUGGCGUCACCGUCGACUUCCUCGACAAGGACCUCGCCAAGUUCAUCGCCGCCGACCGCAUCCCGUGCACCAUCGACCGCGUCAAGGGCAUCAUCGAGACCAACCGACCCGACGACAAGAACAAGCAGUACGCGGACGUGGUCAAGCAGGGCGACCAGCUCAUCACCAAGCUGCAGAAGUACGGCCAGGCCGUCAGGCUGAGGGGCAGCGAGCGCGGUUGAGCUUGCGACAGUAGUGGAGUGUAGUCACGAUGGGACAUGUGUAAUGAUCUGAACCCAGUAGACGUAGAGCCGCUCGGCAGACGAGUGGCUGGAUGAAGCCAAAAUGAACAACAUCAACGCUGUACUCUCGCACUCGCUGGCCAUCCAGUCACGUUCGGCAACCGUCGAGCGAAGCCUUGCAGAAUAUCACAAAAGCGUGCGACUACGCUAACGUCAGAGAAAAUGCAGAACGGCGACUUUCUUUGACCAAGGCGUGGGCAAGCUCACCAACGCGAGAGACCGCUCGCCCCUCCACUGUACUCUCGUCGUCUGCCCUGCCCCGCAUCCCCUUUCCUCUCAAACAGAUACAUGCAGGUGCUCC